AUGACACCGAUAUGGGUCCAAUCACACAAGGAAAUGGAGUUCACGCCCGACACUACUCUUCGAUCAAAACGGCAUUCCUUGGCCGUGGUGGAUGAGGCAGCAAAAGCUAGCCACCUCAUCAAUAUGCAGGCGUCUUACUCGAGGUGGAUAGAAUAUGAUGACUUCAUGCUCAUUGAUGAAGAAGGUGCACUUGUCUUUGGUAACACGCUAGCGUAUCUACUAAAGCGAGUCCACGGGGACCAACGACGCCGCUGGUUUUCGCGUCAACAGGAAAAAGAUGAAUCGCACCACACACUCGCACAGGACGAAGUGGCCAUGAUCGCGGAUUCUCAGUGGUCGGAGGCGUUAAGACGAUUCUACUGGAGGGCCCGAGCAAAUGUGCUUCACACCAAUGCUAUCAAGCACAGAUACGAUCCGAGAUGGUCUGCUGCUUGUAGUAGUUGUGGUAAUGGGAUAACAGACACCCAACACCACCGUUUUGGGCUCACGACACCAAUCUGUCACGACGUCAGCGUGCUCAACGACAUGCUCACUGAAUUGUUUUAUGAGAUAGACUGUGAAGAGUGGCUUCCAGACCAGUGCGUUUUCAUACCCGCCAUAGCGCACCAGCUUGCAACCGAAACAGGGUCUGACCAACGCAGCGGAUGGUUAUCAACGGAACCGGGCAAGGUGUUGUGGUCUCCAAUGGUGAAAAUUGUGAAUGGACUGUGGGUGAAUGCGCAAUGGUUGGACUGGUUUGGAGACCCACGAGUUCUCUGUCUUGACUCUCAGUUUGCUAGCGUUGUGGAACGAGAACUCAGCCACAUUGGCCGACCAAGAUGCAUACUCCCCGCUGAAUUCGCUGACGUGGUCCAACGUUAUCACACGACAGUGGGCUUCUUCCGGGCAUACAUUACUCAAUGGAUACUUGGAUGA
Messenger RNA from Phytophthora sojae, 915 nucleotides. RefSeq lists its product as hypothetical. NCBI's taxonomy places the organism in Eukaryota, Oomycota, Peronosporomycetes, Peronosporales, Peronosporaceae. The transcript has a single exon. The record is from RefSeq and is a predicted model, not a curated record. The coding region runs from base 1 to 915 and encodes 304 amino acids.